AUGUGGUGCGCCAGCAAUAAGGUGAGCCCAGCUAUACUGGGACUUAACUCGCUGCGCGAUCCUCUCUUCUCCCUCCCCAUUCCCAGUCGAUCGAGACGAACCGCGCCACCACCGUCGAUCUCGAGCGUCGCCGCCACCAUCGAUCUCGAGCGCCACCACGCGGAAGCCCUGGACCAAGAUUCCUCGCUGCACGCCGGAGCCUCCGUGCAAGUAGGAGCAGGGCGUGGCCGCGGAGAGGAGGGGGAUCUAGGGCGUCACGUGCCGGCCGCCGUCGCCACCGUCGCCGAGAGGAGGAGGAGGGCGUUGCGCGCCGGCCACCAUCACGGAGAGGAGCAGCACGCCACCAUCACCGUUGGAAAAUGUUUCGUCACAUCUAGGUUUCAGGAGAGUGGUAUGUCAAAAGUUAAGUUGAAAAAGAAGCUAGACACAAUAGAAGAUAUCAUAAAUGAUGCAUGCAAAGUUUUGCAGUUGAUGAACUUGCCAAGCAUAAGUGGUGCAGACCAGAGCCGUGUUGUUACUGCCAACUCACGAGAUAGUGUCACUACUUCACGGCCUCUAUCAAAGAUAAUCGGACGAGAUGAAGAUUGUGAUAAGAUCAUAGCAAUGCUUCAUGAGAAGGAAGAACAUGGUCACCACGAUGCCAAUAGUGCUCCAUGUUAUUCUGUUGUUGGCAUUCAUGGCAUUGGUGGUUCGGGGAAAUCAACCCUUGCGCAACUUGUUUGUGCCCGUGAGAAAAAAGAUGCCCAUUUUGAGCUUGUAAUGUGGGUUCAUGUUUCUCAGGAAUUUGGUGUGGAUGCCAUUUACAUGGAGAUGUUUGAGGCUGCUACAGGUACUUCAUGCCCUCAAUUGAAAAAUCGUGACACCUUACAAGCUAUGUUGGAGGAAAAACUACAUGGAAAACGUUUCCUUUUGGUACUAGAUGAUGUUUGGUACAAUAUUAGAGAUGUGACACAGUCUGAAAGUCUGCAACAGAUACUUUCGCCACUGCAGGCUGGAGAGGUGGGAAGCAAGAUCCUGGUGACUAGUCGAACUGAAGAUGCGUUGUUAGCUCUGGGUGCCACGAAGCAGAGAUGUAUUCCCAUAUCAGUCCUAGAUGAAAAUGUCUUCUGCAAUUUGCUCAUGCACUAUGCACUCCAUGGCGUACCUGCUGAUCAUCAUGCUCGUAGAACACUGGGAGACAUUGGGAAAGAUAUUGCAAAAAAGCUGAAGGGGUCACCUCUAGCAGCCAGAAUAGUUGGAGGACAACUGCAUAUAAGGCAAAACGUCGAGUUUUGGAGAAGCGUUCUUGAUCGGGACCUUUUGAACGAGACAAUGGGGGUACUGUGGUGGAGCUACCAUCAUCUUCGUGAGCAGGUCAAGCGAUGCUUUGCUUUCUGCAGUAUUUUUCCUCGAAGACAUUUGUUGGAACGUCACGAGUUAGUAAAGCUAUGGGUUGCAGAAGGGUUUGCUAGAUUGACUAGUGAAGGGGAGGACAUGGAAGAUGUUUGCCAGGAAUACUUUGAUGAACUAGUGUCAGCCUCGUUUCUGCAACUUAGAGCAAAGGAAUAUCCCCAUAAUAGCGACUACUAUUUAGUUCAUGAUCUGUUGCAUGAUUUAGCGGAGAAGGCCGCUGGAAGCGACUGUUUCAGAAUCGAAAAUAGUUUGAAACUGCAAGGAAAAUACUCAACAGUGGAAGUUCCUCCAAACGUCCGACACAUCUUUGUUCCGAUCUAUGAUGAAGAAUUGAUUACUAAGAAGAUAUGCCAAUUGGACAACUUACGGACUCUCAUGAUUGGUAGUGGAAAUAGUCUGGAAGAUGUUGGGGAGCAAGUCCUGAAGUGUAUGUUUAAGAGGCUAAGGAAGUUGCGUGUGCUUACCAUAAUUGCCAAAGAUUUUAUAGGUUCUGACGUCUCCUCAGAUGUGCUAGUCCCAGCAUGUAUUGGUCAAUUAAGGCACCUGAGAUAUCUUGCUUUUCGGCCUCGUCAUCAGGCUAUAGGUCGGAGGACGAUUUUACCGGCCAGUUUUGCAAAGCUAUGCCACAUGCAGAUUCUAGAUUUUGGAUGGAGUGAGAAAGUGGUGUUUUCCUCUUGUGAAGAUAUUUGUAGCCUCGUUAACUUGCGGCAUGUAAUCGGCCUCGGAGAUGUGGAUCUUGCAAACAUCGGCAGUCUGAUGUCACUCCGAACAAUGGCAACCUUUGAUGUAAAAAGGGGACAAGGCCAUGAGUUAAAGCAACUCGGGAACCUAAACAAGCUUCGCGGAAAGCUGUCGAUCAAGGGCCUGGAAAAGGUUGAAAGCAAGGCGGAAGCUCUGGAGGCUAAUCUGGCCAGUAAGGAAGGGCUCAGUACACUGCAACUGUCCUGGAGGUGGAGUGGUGAAGCGGAUCUAGAAGUUCUGGCAGAGGUACUCGAGGGUCUUUGCCCACCCAAAGAUCUUAAAUCACUGAUUAUCCAAGGUUACAAUGGCCCGAGGUAUCCAAGUUGGAUGCGCAAUGGUGGCCCAAAGCACGUGAACCAUCUCCAGCUCUUCAAUUGCAGCCCACAACCUGGUCCUGAACUUGUUGGGUUUUUCGCUCAUCUCCGUGAGCUCACGAUUGAGUGGUGCAGCUGGGACGCCUUGCCAGAUUACAUGGAGCACCUGACGUCACUGCAGACGCUGCACAUCACGUACUGCCAGAAUAUUCAGUUACUUCCAGCACUACCGCAGUCUCUUGCGCGCUUAGACCUGACAGGCUGCAGUAAGGUGUCGUUGGGCUCGUGUUGCAUGGAGCGCCUGACAUCACUGCAGACGCUAAUGAUUUCUUCUUGCAAGAGUAUUCAGUCACUUCCAACACUGCCUCAGUCUAUUAAGGACUUCAAACUCGGUACCGACAGUGAGGUGUUGCUGAGUUCGUGCAGAACAGCUGGAGAUCCAGAUUGGCAAAAGAUUAAGCACAUUCCGUACGUAUCAACAGGCAACAAUAUGGAAAAUGAAAAAACUGCGAUGAAAAUGGGAGUUGUACAAGACCAGAAGGAAGCGAAGAAGAUAUUUUAUCGUCACCUUUUCCAGUUUUCCUGA
Messenger RNA from Lolium perenne, 3033 nucleotides. Lineage: Eukaryota; Viridiplantae; Streptophyta; Magnoliopsida; Poales; Poaceae. The record is from RefSeq and is a predicted model, not a curated record.